Molecule: messenger RNA, 1359 nt
Organism: Punica granatum (pomegranate)
Lineage: Eukaryota; Viridiplantae; Streptophyta; Magnoliopsida; Myrtales; Lythraceae
Source: RefSeq, a predicted model, not a curated record
GCCAUCAUCACCUAAUUGAUACAGUAACUACACUUGCUAGAAAAAGGAUUAGAGCCUGCCAUAAUUCGUAAUAAUAAUCCUAGAAAAAUGUCUCCAUCACUAAAGCCAUUGCUCCCGCCAAGCGGCUCUCUCAGUGAGGAAGACGAAGCCUGCCUCCAGGCGAUGCUCUUCUCGAGCGCGCAUGUGGUCCCUAUGGUCCUGAAUGCAGCCACCCAACUUGGGUUGUUCGACAUCAUAAAUCGGGCAGGCCCCAAGGCCCAGCUCUUGCCCUCCCAGAUAGCUUCCGAGCUUGAAACGGCCGUGGACUGUACCGACGAUGACGUUGCCUCAAGGCUCGACAGGAUGCUCCGGCUCCUUGCCAGCCACUCCCUCUUGACGUGCUCCGUGAAAACCCUAGAGGAUGGGAGGGUUGAGAGGCGCUAUGGCCUCGCCCCGUCCUCACGGUUCUUUGUUAAAGCAGAGAGUGAAGAGCCAUCGUUGGCUUCAUUAGUGGCCCUCCAUUCCCACCCUGCUCCUCAACAAGCCUGGUUUCACUUCAAGGACGCUGUCCUAGAAGGAGGAAACCAGUUCAAGAAGGUUCACGGGAUGUCGAUAUUCGAGUACAUGGACAAUGACCCGGCUUUCAACACCAUCUUCAACAGCUCGAUGGUGGCUAUUUCUAACCUCAUGAUGAAGAGGAUUCUUGAGAUAUAUGAUGGGUUUGAGGGACUCAGUUCACUGGUUGACGUGGCCGGAGGGACCGGGAAGUGCCUCAGCAUGAUCACGUCCAAGUACCCUUCAAUUAAGGGCAUCAACUUUGAUUUGCCCCAUGUCAUCAAGGAAGCCCCAUCUUAUCCCGGCAUUGAACAUGUCGGAGGAAGCAUGUUCUCGAGCAAUAUUCCAAAGGCAGACGCAAUCAUGAUAAAGGAUGCCCUCCACAAUUGGACCGACGAGGACUGCGUGAAGAUACUCAAGAACUGCUAUGACACUCUUCCGAGCAAGGGGAAACUGAUACUGAUAUAUCAUCUACUACUCGAGGAACCAGAUACGAGUAUCUCUUCGAUGUAUGCAUCGAGACUCGACAACACCAUGAUGAUGCAGCCCAAUGGCAAGGAGAGGACCGAGAGUGAGUUCAGGGCGCUGUCUGAGGCUGCUGGUUUCUCCAACUGUAAGUUUGUUUGUUGCGCUUGCAACAUCUGGGCAGUUAUGGAGCUCUACAAAUCAUGAGCACUUCCUAGCUACAACUAGGAAGGUCCUGUCCUUUUUGCCGUCUGCGAUUCGUUUACGACGGUCGAUAACAGUUUGAGGAUAUCUAGACCAUUUGUAGCGCAGUGUUCCCAUAUAGAUUAAUAAGAAAGAUUGAGUUACUUUGGCAAUUAA